CAUCACGGGGCUCCGGCGCCUGCGCGGGCGCAGUGUUGCGGGAAGAUGGCGGUGUGUGCGCGGCGGGCUGUUCAGGCAGCGGGGCAGAGGCUCCUCCGGACGGACUGGCGUGGCGGGAAGCCACAGACUGUCUUAAACAGUUGGAAGAGAUUCCAGGCCAGUCAAGCCACAGCUGCACAAGUCAUUCUGAAUGUACCAGAAACAAAAUUAACUAUUCUGGAAAACGGACUCCGAGUAACAUCAGAAGAUUCUGGACUCCCAACUUGUACAGUUGGAUUGUGGAUCGAUGCAGGGAGUCGCUACGAGAAUGAAAAGAACAAUGGAACAGCUCAUUUCUUGGAGCACAUGGCCUUCAAAGGCACAAAGAAACGAUCUCAGCUAGACUUGGAGCUUGAAAUUGAGAACAUGGGUGCCCAUUUAAAUGCAUACACUUCUAGAGAACAAACAGUGUAUUAUGCGAAAGCAUUUUCUAAAGAUUUGCCCAGAGCUGUUGAAAUUCUUGCAGACAUCAUCCAGAAUAGCACUUUGGGAGCAGCUGAGAUUGAACGUGAACGAGGUGUUAUCCUCAGGGAAAUGCAAGAAGUUGAAACUAAUCUUCAGGAAGUUGUCUUUGAUUAUCUACAUGCAACAGCCUAUCGGUCCACAGCAUUAGGUCGUACCAUCUUAGGCCCUACAGAAAAUAUCAAAUCUAUAUCUCGGAAUGACCUGGUGGAAUAUAUAACAAUGCACUACAAAGGACCAAGAAUGGUAUUGGCUGCUGCUGGAGGUGUAGGACAUGAUAAACUGGUUGACUUAGCAAAGCGUCACUUUGGUAAUUUAAGUACGUACGAAGGUAACAUCACGCCAGAUCUGCCUCCAUGUAAAUUCACAGGAAGUGAGAUUCGUGUAAGAGAUGAUAAGAUGCCAUUGGCUCACAUUGCUAUUGCUGUUGAAGCGGCUGGCUGGUCACAUGCAGACACCAUUCCCCUCAUGGUGGCAAACACACUAAUUGGUAACUGGGACCGUUCUUUUGGUGGUGGUGUGAAUUUGUUCAGUAAACUGGCACAGAUCGCUUGCCAGGGUAACCUCUGCCAUAGUUUCCAGUCGUUCAACACCUGUUAUACAGACACUGGUCUUUGGGGGCUCUACAUGGUCUGCGAGUCUAACACGAUUGAUGAGAUGCUGCAUUUUAUUCAAAGAGAGUGGAUGCGAUUGUGCACAAGUGUUACUGAUACAGAGAUUGCAAGAGCAAAGAAUCUGCUAAAAACGAACAUGUUACUGCAGCUUGAUGGUUCGACACCAAUCUGUGAAGACAUUGGCAGACAAAUGUUAUGUUACAACAGAAGGAUUCCACUCCCCGAGCUUGAAGCUAGAAUUGAAGCUGUUGAUGCCAAAACAGUAAGAGAUGUAUGCAGCAGAUAUAUCUAUAACAAGGCCCCUGCGAUUGCUGCAAUUGGUCCUGUUGAACAACUUCCAGAUUACAACAAAAUUUGCAGUGCAAUGUACUGGUUAAGAUAAUGUUAUUCUAUGAAAUAAAGCAAAACAUUCAGACUGGAUUUUACUAUUUUAUUAUCAAAUAACACAUGCACAAUG
Molecule: messenger RNA, 1572 nt
Organism: Hypanus sabinus (Atlantic stingray)
Lineage: Eukaryota; Metazoa; Chordata; Chondrichthyes; Myliobatiformes; Dasyatidae
Gene: pmpcb
Product: peptidase, mitochondrial processing subunit beta
Exons: 13
Coding region: 46-1497 (483 amino acids)
Cellular component (GO): mitochondrion
Molecular function (GO): metalloendopeptidase activity; metal ion binding
Source: RefSeq, a predicted model, not a curated record